Molecule: messenger RNA, 1409 nt
Organism: Galeopterus variegatus (Sunda flying lemur)
Lineage: Eukaryota; Metazoa; Chordata; Mammalia; Dermoptera; Cynocephalidae
Gene: TMPRSS15
Product: transmembrane protease, serine 15
Exons: 10
Biological process (GO): proteolysis
Cellular component (GO): membrane
Molecular function (GO): serine-type endopeptidase activity; protein binding
Source: RefSeq, a predicted model, not a curated record
GUGCUUUUGCUUCCCCUUUAUGAUUUGUCCAUUCGCUCUGUAGAGGAUAAGACAUUAAGCCUCUCCAUACCAGCCACCAUCUCCAUUAUCAGAGGAUCUAAAUGCCACGUGGUCCUCAACAGAGUUCCUGAGCCCUGCAAGGAAGACAAUUUUCAGUGUGAAAAUGGAGAGUGCAUCCCGCUGGAGAAUCUCUGUGACAGCCACCCACACUGUGAGGACGCCUCAGACGAAGCACAUUGUGUGCGUCUUUUCAAUGGCACAAAGAACAACAAUGGUUUGGUGCAGUUCAGGAUCCAGAACCUGUGGCAUGUAGCUUGUGCUGAGAACUGGACCACCCAGAUUUCAAAUGAGGUUUGUCAACUUCUGGGACUAGGGACUGGAAACUCAUCAGAGCCAAUCUCCUCUACUGGAGGUGGACCAUUUGUAAAAUUAAACACAGCACCUAAUGGCAGCUUAAUACUAACACCCAGUCAACAGUGUUCACAGGAUUUGCUGAUUCUGUUACAAUGUAACCAUAAAUCAUGUGGACAAAAACUGGUGGCUCAAGAAGUCAGCCCGAAGAUUGUUGGAGGAACUAAUGCCAAAGAAGGGGCCUGGCCCUGGCUCGUUGCUCUGUAUUAUAACAGCCAACUGAUCUGUGGCGCGUCUCUCGUCAGCAGUGACUGGCUGGUGUCUGCCGCACACUGCGUGUAUGGGAGAAAUUUAGAGCUAUCUAAGUGGACAGCAAUCCUAGGCCUGUAUAAGACAUCGAAUCUGACUUCUCCUCAAGUAGUAACUCGGUUGAUAGAUCAAAUUGUCAUAAAUCCACAUUACAAUAGACGAAGAAAGGACAAUGACAUUGCCAUGAUGCAUCUUGAAUUGAAAGUGAAUUACACAGAUUAUAUACAACCUAUUUGUUUACCAGAAGAAAAUCAAGUUUUUCCUCCAGGAAAGAGUUGUUCUAUUGCUGGCUGGGGGACAGUUGAAUAUCAAGGUCCUACUGCAGACAUUCUGCAAGAAGCUGAUGUUCCUCUUCUGUCAAAUGAGAAAUGUCAACAACAGAUGCCAGAAUAUAAUAUUACUGAAAAUAUGAUAUGUGCAGGCUACGAAGAAGGAGGAAUAGAUACUUGUCAGGGGGAUUCAGGAGGACCGCUAAUGUGCCAAGAAGACAACAGGUGGUUCCUUGUUGGAGUGACCUCAUUCGGAUACCAGUGUGCACUGCCUAAUCGCCCAGGGGUGUAUGCCCGGGUCCCAAGGUUCACAGAAUGGAUACAGAGUUUUCUACAUUAGAGCAUUUCUCAAACCAAACAUGAAAGUUGGGCAGUUUUGCCAUUCUACUCAAAGGAGCAUGAAAAUUGAGAGUUUUGCAAAAAAAAAAAAAAAAACCAGUUAUUAAAAACCUUUAUUCUUACCAAAGCCACUGAAAUGCU